UGGAUAAAUGCGUCAUCGUGUACUCGACGAUAUCCUGAUCUACAGCACUACCGGGGAACAGCAUUUGAAGGAUUUGGAAGCGGUCUUCUCGCUCCUGCAGCAGCACCAACUCAUAACCAAAGGCUCUAAGUGCGAGUUUCUAAAACAAGAACUGGAGGUUUUGGGACACGUUAUUUCCAUCGACGGUGUUAAAAUCGACCCGAAGAAGAUCGCGACCAUACAAGACAGGAAGCCGCCGGUAAUCUCCAUGAACUUCAAAGUUUCCUGGGGGUUUGUGAAUUACGUUCGCCGAUUCAUCCCAAACAUGGCAGGGGUAACUUCCCCACUCACGGAUCUCCUGAAGAAAGGCAAGUUUUAUGAAUGGGGGGGAGAGCAGCAAGCUGCAUUCAAACAGCUCAAACUUUUCCUAACUACACAUGCGGUUCUUCGAAUUGCAGAUCCUCACCGUCCGUUCGAGCUCAUCACCGACGCUAGCGACCUGGCUGUUGGCGCAAUACUGUUACAAGACUUCGGCAAAGGCCUCCAACCAUCGCCUAAGAAUGUGCAGCAGUACGUUACCUUCUGCGCCACGUGUCAACGCAUGAAGUCUUCACGGCUUCGACAUGAGGGACUGCUGCAGCCGCUCGAGCCACCCAGCCGACUCUGGCAACAAGUGACGAUGGAUUUCGUCACAGGCAUACCAGCUGGUUCAAGCGGUAACGACGCAAUUCUCGUCGUCGUUGACCGGUUGACCAAGAUGGCCCACUUCGCCGCCUGCAAGACGACAAUUACUGCCGAGCAGACAGCGAAACUAUUCCUCACGAACAUCGUGCAGCUACGCAGCAUUCCUUCGGCAAUCAUCAGCGAUCGCGACCCACAGUUCACGUCCAACUUCUGGACAAAAACUGGCAGCAGUACUGCACACGUCUGCAUCUAUCCACGGCGUACCACUCGCAAUUGGACGGCCAAACUGAGCGCACCAAUGGGAAGACUCCUUCCCUUGAUCGAGGCUCAAAUUUGAAGGGUGUUUCACCCUGAUUG
Closterium sp. NIES-67 is the source of this 1020-nucleotide messenger RNA. Lineage: Eukaryota; Viridiplantae; Streptophyta; Zygnematophyceae; Desmidiales; Closteriaceae. The record is from the annotation of a GenBank genome assembly.